CAACUGCAGUGAAUAUAAAGGUUUUAGUGAAAAGCCACCCGUUUUUAUUCUUAUGCCUUUAAAACCUCAAAUACAGAACGUAUUAUCACGUUUUCCAUCAAAUUAUUUUCGACAAAAAUCUAAUUCUACAUCGGCUAAUUCUUCAAAUAUUUCUGAAGGUGUAGUAUACAAGAAAGUUCUAGAAAACGAAGGAGAAGAUUUUAUUUCAUUGGUUAUGAAUGUCGACGGAAUCGAAAUUUCAAAAAUUUCUCACUCUUCAUUAUGGAUUUUAACUUUUAUCAUUAAUGAGUUAAGCAAACCUGAAAGAUUUCAAAUACAAAAUGUUCUGGUUGGUGGUAUUGGAGCAGGUUUAUCAAAACCAACUCGAAAUGAAAUGGCUGCAUACUUGCAACCGAUUGUCAGUGAAUUAUUAAGUUUGGAAAAUGAAUGUUGUUAUAAAACAAGCGAUGGAACUCAUUUAUUUCUUAAAGUGUUUUUAAUAGCCGGUUCGAUGGAUAAGCCUGCACAGGCGCUUGUGCAAAAUCUUACUGAAGUGAAUGGAGCCUUUGGUUGUGGCAAAUGUUUAAUCAAAGGGAUUACAGUACCAACUAAACCUGAAUCCACAAAAAAAGUUCGAGUCUUUCCAAUUCGAAAAAAUGAUGAUCAUCCAAAACUUCGAAACAAUUUCACCUAUGAUGUCAAAAUGGCAAUACCAGAAAGCUUUCGACCAAAGAAAAAAAAUGCUCUUCGUGAUUACAUGUAUGGAUAUAUGGGAGAAUGUCAUCUACGAGAUUUACGUUAUUUUGAUGUCGGUCGAAGUUUUGCAUUUGAUACACUUCAUAACUUGUACAGAGGAACAUUUGUAAGUGUUUAUCAAAUAUGCUCGUUUUAA
Molecule: messenger RNA, 871 nt
Organism: Rotaria sp. Silwood1
Lineage: Eukaryota; Metazoa; Rotifera; Eurotatoria; Philodinida; Philodinidae
Source: the annotation of a GenBank genome assembly